Trichobilharzia regenti is the source of this 1425-nucleotide messenger RNA. The record is from the annotation of a GenBank genome assembly. NCBI's taxonomy places the organism in Eukaryota, Metazoa, Platyhelminthes, Trematoda, Strigeidida, Schistosomatidae.
AUGACUGAAAAUUCUCUAGCCCAGAUAAAUGAAUUCAAUCGUGUUGUUUGGGGAGGUUCUGAUGUAAAAGCAGACUUGUUUAAGCGUUGGUGUCAAGGCUUUUCAUUUAGUCCUUUUGAAUUUAGUGCCUUGAUACAGUCAUCAGGUGGUCCAUGUGCUGUUAUUGCUACUACCCAGGCUACUAUCAUGUAUGAAAUCCUGUUCAUUCGAAAGCAGAAUCUAGCUGAUAUUACAGAUGUUGAAAAUAUGGAUAUCCUGCUUAAUGCACUUUUGAGAAUCAUUUCACUAGUCUCCUGUGAUCAUCAAGAUAGUUUUUCCUGGGUUUAUUGGUGUGAAAAUGAGGAAGUAUCUGUGACGGAGCAACCAACAAGAACAUUAUCUUCUGUCCAAGCUAACGCCAAUACACUAAAUGAUUCUACUGGAUACAGUAAUUCUUUGGAUUGUAAUUUGAAUCAGUCAGAAGAAUAUGAUUUCCAGAAGUUCAUCAAUGGAUUGAAGUGUUAUGAAGCUGAAACUGUUGAAGAACUUCGUGCAGUCGCUCUCUCAUUACUACCUCAAAUUACAUCUAAAUACGGAGUACUAUGCUUUCUUUACUCAGUUUUGUUCACACAUGGACUUCAGUCGCUGAAAAACGAGAUGAAUGGGGAAAUGGAGGCUUUAAUCGACCCAGUUCAUGGUCAUGCUAGCCAGUGUUUAAUUAAUUUAUUGAUUACUGGAGAAAGCACACCGUAUUUAUUUGAUGGUGAACGAGAUCUUGGAGGAUUUACAUUGAAAGGUAUAUCUAAACAACCGAAAACUGGUUUCCUGACGUUUGUUGAAGCAAUGAGGUAUUGUGAAGUGGGUUGGUUUUUGAAAAAUCCGUAUUAUCCAGUGUGGAUUUUGGGAUCAGAGACACACUUAACUGUCUUAGCGUCUCCAGAUAUAUCAUUAGUGUCCAAAAAUGUAAAAUCAGAAAGCAAUAAAUCAAUACCAAACAUGCAUCAAGCUGAACUUGAGUUCGGUAAUCUUAGUCCAGAUCAAGAUACAGGUGGUUUUCUCAGUUCAUCAGAUUUAGAAACGUUACUGAACAAACUGAAGCUGUCUGCAGGAUCUCUUUCAUUAAACGAUCUAACCGCGAAACUGGAUCCUGAAGGCUUAGGAAUAAUUUUAAAAAAAGAUUUCUUACAGUUUUUCUUUCCAGAAGAAAUGGCUAGACAAUGCACUACAGUCAGUAAUUUUCAACUAAUUCAUUAUAAUGGUCUGGAAAAUUCAAACAUUGACGGUCAGGUUCGGUAUAGUAUUGGCGAAGCGCACCUUAUAGAUCCUACAGAAGAACUUACUGAAACUCAACCUGUUGACCGAAGUCCUAUACAACAAUGUUUGGCGACAAAAUGGCCUACAAUACGUGUCAGAUGGAAUAAAAACAGAAGUCCAUCUUUGAAUUAA